CAGCACCAUGAACAUGAACAGCUCCAGCGACCUGUUGCAAUACGCCGGCGGGUUUCAGGUGAUGGAAGACGCUGAGAUGAAAGUCGCCCUGCCCGUGGUGCUUGGAGUCAUCUGCCUGGUGGGCUUGGCUGGCAACACCUUGGUGGUGGCCGUCCUCCUGUACGACUUCAGGCAAGCCAAGAGCUCGGUGGCCAACGGCCUCAUCGUCCUACUGAGUGCCACCGACCUCCUGAUCCUACUCUUCUGCGCGCCUCUCAGAGCCGCCGUCUACUCCAGACCCAGCUGGCCCCUCGGCUGGUUCCUCUGCAAGACUUCCGACUACUUCUUCCAGGCUUGCCUGUCGGCGAAAAGUUUCACCCUGGCCGCGGUGGGGCACGCUCGCUACCAGCACGUCGCCGAGCCCAAGAAGUACAUCCACUUCAAGUGCCGGCGCCUGAUCGCCGUCACCUGCUCCAUCUGGUCGCUGUCCGUCCUCCUGCCAGUCCCACACUGGCUGUUCGCCGACCUCAGGAGGCGUGAGGACCAUACCGCCUGCGUGCUGGAGAUCCCGGCUCACGCCUGGCACUUCAUGAGGGUGUUCGGCGUGGCUUACCCGCUGGUCGUCUAUCUCGCCCCCCUUGGCUUCGCCCUGGCUUGCUUGCUCAAAGCCUUGCUGAAGAACGAACCCGCGGGCAACACGAACAGGACCCCGAACCGCAGGUACGAGAUCAGGAGGGUGACGGCCAUGCUCUUGGCUUUGAGUGGGGCGUUCGCCCUGAUGAGGCUGCCCGAGUGGGUGGCCUGGACUUGGAGCAGGUACCGCGGGGUGAGCGGCGCCGCCCCUCCGGUCGCCUUGCUGGUGGCGGCGCAGCUCCUCACCCUGGCCAACUGCGCGGUCAACCCGCUGGUCUUGCUGGCCGCCUCGCAGGACUUCAAGGACGGGGCGAGGAGCGCCUGGGCGGUGGCCACACGGAGGAGGGCGGGCGGCCAGGGUGGGACCUCCACCUUCGGCGAGAAGGUCUGCGCCGCCGCCCCUCCACACGCUGGAGCCGCCAGCUCCCUCUGCGCCCUGCCCACCAUCUCCGCCCGCCAAGACGUGGCCAUCUGCCGCGACCUGGGCCAGAGCGUCCCGCCCGAUGUCCAGCACUUUUGGCAACACAGGGAGAACGCGGCGCCCGUGGACAACAACGACCCCAUACCCUGGGAAAGCCAAGAACAGGCGUAG
Molecule: messenger RNA, 1204 nt
Organism: Amblyraja radiata (thorny skate)
Lineage: Eukaryota; Metazoa; Chordata; Chondrichthyes; Rajiformes; Rajidae
Product: G-protein coupled receptor 151-like
Exons: 1
Coding region: 8-1204 (398 amino acids)
Biological process (GO): G protein-coupled receptor signaling pathway
Cellular component (GO): plasma membrane
Molecular function (GO): G protein-coupled receptor activity
Source: RefSeq, a predicted model, not a curated record